Molecule: messenger RNA, 1246 nt
Organism: Schizophyllum commune H4-8
Lineage: Eukaryota; Fungi; Basidiomycota; Agaricomycetes; Agaricales; Schizophyllaceae
Exons: 5
Coding region: 7-879 (290 amino acids)
Source: RefSeq, a predicted model, not a curated record
AUAAUGAUGCCAUCAUCGCGGCUCGGCCGUGGACCUCUCGCAUGGUUCCUCUACGCCGCCAUUCGACAUCGCAAGCAGACUUCGACUGGCCCCGGAGCACGCCAUGAAGUCACAUCUCCCCUGCAGCGCGCCUUGCUGGAGGUGAUCAGGCGCCCGAAGAUCACGACGAUAGGGCUCAUGUUUGUCGACCGCUUCCCCGCGGGCGCGCUCUGCGGUACGACAGUGCGCCAUCUUGUCCUCGAUGCGUCCGAUACAGCACCGCCGGAUGAUGCGCCGGACCAUGAUGUCUGUCCGCCACCUGCGCUGGAAAGCCUCCAGAUGCUCUCGCUCGGAUGGAGUCCAGAUGCCACCGCGCACGUCGACCGCUGGCUGCAGAGCGCGCAGCUCGAUCUGAGCGGGUUGCAAACCAUCGUCGUCGACUGCGAGACGUACCAGAUUUACACGCUGUCGCGUUUCGUCGAGGGCGACGCGUCGCGCGUAAGCCGCCUCGUCAUCAGCUAUUCCUUCUCGGACCUACACGGUGUAGCUAGCUUGAUACAACGCCUCUCAGAGGCACUCACUGCAGCGGGUUCCGCGCUUGUCAACCUUCGCGACAUCGACAUCCUGUGGUACCGACCGCACGCCGAUGUCGCCGUUGGAGAAGCACUCGAUGCGCACCUCGCAGACCGGGAGCGCUUUCCUGCGCUCAAGCGCGUCACCUGGCGGCUCGCGACUAUCGGGCCUGCGCGCGCUCAUCCGCUCGGCUACGAUCACACUUUCCCCGGGUUCGACUUGGCAAAGGUGGUCGCGGGAGAUGAGGCGAAGGUACGACCGGAUAUAGAGGCGAAGUUCAAGGACGGUAGGCCGCAGUGUUCUGCGCUUGGAUUACUGUAUUUCUAGGUUGCUCGAAUAUCGUGUGUCGGGCUACACUCCAUUAUACCCGCUACUAUCAUUCCUCGACGCAUCGCAUGGGUCACCAGAUUGGACGGGACAGUGAUACAGUAUCUGUCGACCUUAAAACAUGAAGGUGCAUGUCACGGUGCUUUGAAGAAUACGAGUCUGUCCUAUCUGCGCGCCAUCAAUCUGUGUCAUGUGUAUGCAUUCUGGAAACGGAUCCAGUUCAGUCAAGCGCGGACGUUUCCCUCUGCCUCGAACCACGCUGAAGACGCGCCAUUCCCUGCUGUAGUAGUUGCGGGUACGACUGCGAUUUGUCAUCGUAACGCGCAUAUCCGGAAGCCAUAGCAUCUCCACUGCCUUCAACGGCCCG